ACCUUAACCCAACCAUAGUUAACCACCAACCCCACUUCCCCCAACAUCUCUCUGUCUCUUUCCCAUUUCCUUCCUUAUUUAUAUCUCUUCCCAACCUACAUUUGCAUUCUCUGAUCUCUUCUCCCUCUAUUCUUCAUAAUUGCUGUUCGUGUUGAUGUGAGGCUGAUUUCACAACAAACUGUUGUUUCAAACACAAACAUAGUCGCUGUUGGGUUCGUUUGUUUGUAGCAAAAUAGGCAUGAGUUGCAACGGUUGCCGAGUUCUUCGAAAGGGAUGUAGCGAAUCCUGUGUGUUGCGUCCUUGUUUGCAGUGGAUCGAAACCUCCGAAGCUCAAGGCCAUGCCACCGUCUUCGUUGCCAAAUUCUUUGGCCGCGCUGACCUCAUGUCCUUCAUUUCCAACGUUCCAGAAAAUCAAAGACCUGCUCUGUUUCAGUCCUUGCUGUUCGAAGCAUGCGGGAGAACGGUCAACCCCGUCAACGGUGCCGUGGGCCUUCUCUGGACCGGAAACUGGCACGUCUGCCAGGCGGCCGUCGAGACCGUGCUCCGCGGGGGUACGCUCAGACCCAUGCCGGAGCUCAUGGGACUCGCCUCUCCCGCUGCCGACGAGACAUCGGAAGUUGCAUGCUCCGACAUUUGGAGAAUCCGAGACCCGAACCCGACUUGUGGCUUCACGAACACCAGAUCCCAUACCAGAGUCUCCUCCGCCAGCAAACGCAAGCGGUUGGAGGAGCCAGCGAAGCUUCAAGCGGCGCCGAAUCUCGAUCUCCGACUGACGCCGAUUUUCCUGCAGAAGAAGGUUGAAAACCGGCGGCCGGUGUCGCCCUCGAUGACCUCCGAGGAGUCAGGCACCACGACGGCGUGCUUGGAGAGCAAAUUCGGGGAUCAGUGGGGUCACAGUGGAGACCGGAAAGUUCUCAACCUUUUCAUUUGAGGACUCUCCCCAUCUCUCUCUGUGAGGAGCUUUGUGUUUUUCUGAAUCUAAUUAACGAGUUUGUUGUAUGAUGUAAUAGUCCUCGAAGGGUUCUUCCCGGUAUUUAAGUCCGGCGAGUUUUGGUGAGACACCGGCACAGGAUUUCUUUGGAGAGAAAAAUGAGGGUUCGUCGGUGAUCCCUUCUUUGUUUUUGUUUGCUUUUUUUUAAUCCCUGCCAAACAUGGAAUAUGUAAACAGUCCUCUGAUCGUGGGACACGAAUAUUAGUAAUAUUAAAUAUGAAUAAAUGAGUACAUAUAGUGGAAUACAUCUUUUGCUUUU
Molecule: messenger RNA, 1250 nt
Organism: Vigna angularis (adzuki bean)
Lineage: Eukaryota; Viridiplantae; Streptophyta; Magnoliopsida; Fabales; Fabaceae
Product: LOB domain-containing protein 37
Exons: 2
Coding region: 239-931 (230 amino acids)
Biological process (GO): regulation of gene expression
Source: RefSeq, a predicted model, not a curated record